AAGGGGGGUAAGGCAGCCCACCAAAAGUGCAGCAGCGUCUUUUCCCCUGUUCCCUCGCCAGCCCCUCAGUAUUACAUUAUGCUGGUGUACCCGAUCCUCCGUGCUCGAGUCGUUCCGCAAAUCCCGAUCAACUUUCCAGAGCGGGCGGUUGUUGUCGCCAUAGCAGAACCCGGGGAAACCGACUUGGAUCAGAGGGAUCCUCACGUUUAAUAAAAGUGAAGUUGUGGGAGGAGGAGGGUGGAGGAGGAGGAGGGGAGGCAGCCGCGGAGGAAAAAGCUCUCUGAAGUUUUGGCUCCAACCCACCUCCCCUCCCCUCUCCCAUCCACCAACCUCCCCCCCCCAAACCCGUGCAGCAACAAGGCGAAAGAAGGGACUUACUAUUUUUGCAAAAGGGGGGGUAGAAAGGUUGAUCGGCUGCAACGAAGCGGCACAAACCACCAUGCAUCUUGUGUUAUGGGCAGUGGGAUUAAGCACGCUAUUUCUGCAAGACUUCUUGAAUGUAGCCGGUGCAGCAGCAGCAAGGAAGAGAGGGUUGCAUCCAAGACAAGCUAAACAGCUGGAGACGCUGAGCGAGUAUGAGAUAGUGACUCCCACCCGGGUGAAUGAACUUGGAGAGCCUUUUCCAACCAAGGACCACUUUCAAAGGAAGAAGCGAAGCCUUCAUUUGGACACUGAGGCCUGGGGCCCGGAUGCUACCUCCUCCUCUUCUUCCAGUACUACUCAAGCACACUACAAGCUCACAGCCUUUGGGCAGCAGUUCUUUUUCAAUCUUACAGCCCAUUCGGGAUUUAUUGCCCCUCUUUUUACUGUCAGCGUCCUGGGAGUACCUGAGGUUAACCAAACAAACUUUUACACCGAGGAGGAAAGUGAUAUUAAACACUGUUUUUAUAAGGGACAUGUCAAUACGAAGCCCCAACACACUGCAGUCAUCAGCCUCUGUUCUGGGAUGCUAGGCAUGUUCAGGUCUCAUGAUGGAGAGUAUUUUGUAGAGCCACUGAUAUCACCUGACCAGCAAGAGUCCACAGAAGAGCAUGAAAAGCCACAUGUGGUGUACAGACACAGUUUACCUCCAACAGUCUUGCCAAGGGACAAGCAGACUUGUGACACUUCAGGGCAUAAAAAAAGUCACAGAAAGUUUAAGAGGCGAAGCAAGAUAAGACAGCAGCCCCCAGAGAGCAUAUUAUCUGAUGUGGAGACACUGAAACGUAGCUUGGCCUCAGCACAGUCUCUGGCAUCCAAUAAAAACAAGGCUGAGAAAAACACUUGCCGAAGAGCCAAGCGAUUCCUCUCCUAUCCUCGAUACGUGGAGGUCAUGGUGGUGGCAGACAGCCGGAUGGUUGCUUAUCAUGGAGCAAAUCUACAGCACUAUAUUUUGACAUUAAUGUCCAUAGUAGCUUCUAUCUAUAAAGACCCAAGCAUUGGAAAUUUAAUUAAUAUUGUUAUUGUGAAAUUGACCGUCAUACAUAAUGAACAGGAUGGCCCUUCCAUAUCUUACAAUGCUCAGACGACACUGAAAAACUUUUGUCAAUGGCAGCAAACUCAGAACCACCCUAAUGAAGAGCAUCCUGAUAAACAUGACACUGCUGUAUUAGUGACAAGACAGGAUAUUUGUAGAGCUCACGAGAAAUGUGAUACUUUAGGUCUGGCUGAACUGGGUACAGUCUGUGAUCCGUACCGGAGCUGUUCAAUUAGUGAAGACAGUGGACUAAGUACUGCUUUUACAAUUGCACAUGAACUUGGCCAUGUAUUUAACAUGCCUCAUGAUGACAACAAUAAGUGCAAAGAAGAUGGAGGGAAAAACCAACAACAUGUUAUGGCGCCCACCCUGAACUACAACACCAACCCCUGGAUGUGGUCAAAAUGCAGCCGGAAAUACAUCACAGAAUUCCUAGACACUGGUUAUGGAGAGUGUUUGCUUGACGAACCUUCAUCUAGAACGUACACUUUGCCUCAACAACUUCCAGGAUACAUAUAUGAUGUCAACAAGCAGUGUGAGUUAAUUUUUGGGCCUGGAGCUAAGGUUUGCCCCUAUAUGCAGAAGCAGUGCAGAAGACUCUGGUGCAUCAAUGCGGACGGAGCGCAUAAAGGAUGCCGCACUCAACACACGCCUUGGGCUGAUGGGACGGAAUGUGGCGUAGGAAAGCACUGCAAAUUUGGCCACUGUGUUCCCAGAGAGCGAGAAGUACCUGUGAUGGAUGGGGCAUGGGGCACGUGGAGUCCCUUUGGAGCAUGCUCACGAACAUGUGGUGGGGGCAUUAGAAGUGCUGUUCGAGAAUGCAACAGGCCUGAACCAAAAAAUGGUGGAAAAUACUGUGUGGGACGCCGAAUGAAAUUUAAAUCCUGCAACACUGAACCAUGUUCUAAGCAAAAGAAAGAUUUUCGCGAUGAACAAUGUGCAGUCUUUGAUGGGAAGCAUUUUAACAUUAAUGGUCUACCUCCUAAUGUGCGCUGGGUUCCUAAAUAUAGUGGAAUUUUAAUGAAAGAUAGGUGCAAGCUCUUCUGCAGAGUGGCAGGAAACACGGCCUAUUAUCAACUCAGGGACAGGGUUAUUGAUGGCACCCCUUGUGGCCCAGACACAAAUGACAUCUGUGUACAAGGACUUUGUCGGCAAGCUGGAUGUGAUCAUGUGCUCAAUUCCAAAGCCAGAAGAGAUAAAUGCGGUGUGUGUGGCGGCGAUAAUUCAUCAUGCAAAACUGUUGCAGGGACAUUCAAUACAGUGCACUAUGGUUAUAACACUGUGAUACGCAUACCAGCCGGUGCUACAAAUAUUGACGUGCGGCAGCAUAGUUACUCAGGGAAACCAGAAGAUGAUAACUACCUUGCAUUGUCAAGCAACGAAGGCUUCAUAUUAAACGGCGACUAUGUUGUCAGCAUGUUUAAGAAGGAAAUCAAAGUUGGAAAUGCUGUGAUAGAAUACAGUGGCUCAGAUGCUCCCAUUGAACGAAUCAAUUCUACAUACCGUAUUGAUCAAGAAAUAAUUCUUCAGGUUUUAUCCGUGGGUAAUUUAUAUAACCCUGAUGUUCGAUACACAUUCAGUAUCCCCAUUGAAGAUAAACCUCAGCAGUUUUAUUGGAAUAUCUAUGGCCCUUGGCAACCGUGCAGUAAACUGUGCCAAGGGGAACGAAAAAGGAAACUUGUUUGCACCCGAGAAUCUGACCAGCUCACAGUAUCCGAUCAAAGAUGUGAUCAAAUUCCCCAACCUGAUCCAAUAACUGAGUUGUGCAAUACAAACUGUGAAUUAAGGUGGCAUGUUGCCAAAAAGAGUGAAUGCACAGUGCAGUGUGGGUUGGGGUACCAAACACUGGAGAUCUCCUGCACAAAGUACAACAAGUUAGAAGGGAAAAUUGAGAAAUUCGAUGACCGAUACUGCAGCGGCAUCCCCAAGCCAAGCUCUAGGGAAAAAUGUUCCACAGAAUGUAACGCUGGAGGAUGGCGCUAUUCAGCCUGGACAGAGUGUUCUAAGAGCUGUGGAGGCGGCACAAAGAGGCGGCGAGCUGUCUGCAUGAACACCUUCAAUGAUGUUCUGGAGGACAGCAAAUGUAGUCAGCAGGAGAAGGUGACUGUGCAGCGAUGCAACGACCUGGCAUGCCCGCAGUGGAAGACCGGUGAUUGGUCAGAAUGCUUGGUAACCUGUGGGAAAGGGCACAAACACCGCCAGAUAUGGUGCCAGUUUGGAGGAGACCGCUUAAACGAUCGACUUUGCAAUCUUGAGAGUAAACCAGAUUCUGUGCAAAGUUGUCAGCAACAGGAGUGUGCUGCAUGGCAAGUAGGACCUUGGGGUCAGUGCUCUGUAACAUGUGGGCAGGGCUAUCAGAUGAGAGCAGUCAAAUGUGUGGUUGGUUCCUAUAUGUCGGUGGUAGAUGAUAACGAGUGCAAUGCUGCUACCAAACCAACGGAUGCACAGGACUGUGAAACAGCACCAUGUCGCCUCCACCCAGGAAACCCAGAAACAAAGCAAAACAGCCAUAGAACCCAAUGGAGAUUUGGAUCCUGGACUCCUUGCUCGACUACAUGUGGGAAAGGCACCAGGAUGAGAUACGUCAGCUGUCGUGAUGAUCAGGGUUCUGUGGCUGAUGAGGCCGCCUGCUUUCACCUUCCAAAGCCAUCAGCCACAGAAGUAUGUACUGUUACACCAUGUGGACAGUGGAAGGCCAUGGAAUGGAGCUCAUGCUCUGUAACUUGUGGGCAAGGUAAGGUGACCCAGCAAGUAGUCUGCAUAGAUUACAGCGACCAGGUUGUUGAUCGGAGCGAGUGUGAUGCCGAAGAUGUCCCUGCAACGGAGCAAGAUUGCUCAAUGCCAUCAUGUCAACAGAUCAGUCCUGAGUACAACAGGCCAAUCCAUCCCUUCCCUUACCCUGAUGAUCAUCAAAAGAACAGCCAGGGUGGAAACGGGAACCGAAAUGAAGGUCAUGGGCACGUACAUGGGGGCAACCAGUGGAGAACUGGCCCAUGGGGAGCAUGUUCCAGUACAUGUGCUGGUGGAUUCCAACGGCGGGUCGUGGUGUGCCAGGAUGAAAAUGGAUAUACUGCCAGUAAUUGUGAUGUAAGAAUGAAGCCAGAUGAGCAAAGAUCUUGUGAAUCAGGGCCCUGCCCGCAGUGGGCCUAUGGCAGCUGGGGUGAGUGUACAAAGCCGUGUGGUGGAGGAACCAGAACAAGACUGGUUGUGUGCCAGCAUCCCAACGGAGAGAGAUUUACUGAUCUGAGCUGUGAAAUCCUUGACAAGCCACCGGACCGUGAGCAGUGCAAUAUGCAGGAUUGCCUUCGUGAUGCCACCUGGAAUACUGGUCCUUGGAGCUCGUGUUCUGUCUCUUGUGGACGAGGGCAGAAGUACCGAGAAGUGUAUUGCUUGUUGAAGGAUGGGAAGCAUUUAGAAAACAAUCUUUGCAAACAUCUGGCUAAACCGAAUGUGCAAAGAAAGUGUAGAGGUGGCAGGUGCCCAAAGUGGAAAACAGGAGACUGGGGACAGUGUUCAGUGUCCUGUGGGAGAGGAGUUCAGCAGAGAAGCAUCUUCUGCCACCUUGGUACUCACAAAACAACUAGAGGCAUUGAAUGCAAUCAAUCCAGCAGACCAGCUUCUGAACAAGAGUGCCACACUGCUGAAUGUACUUCCUACAAUUGGAAAACAGAGGAUUGGCAAGAUUGUAGCAAAACAUGUGGUGAAGGCUCCAGAUAUCGCAGAGUGAUCUGUAUGGAUCAAAAUAUGCAAGAAGCUGACGGCCUUCGCUGUGAUUCAAGCAAGAGGCCACCUGAUAUUGAAACCUGCAACUUGCCACCAUGCGAGUACAUUUGGAUUACAGGUGACUGGUCAGAGUGCUCUGUAACGUGCGGCAAAGGCUACAAGCAAAGACUGGUUUCCUGCAGCGAAAUUUACACUGGGAAGGAUCAUUAUGAGUACGGUUAUCAGAACACAGUCAACUGUCCAGGCACACAACCACCAAAUGUGCAGUCAUGCUAUCUAGGCGAGUGCCCAGUUUUGGCAUCAUGGAGAGUUGGAAAUUGGGGAAGUUGUUCAGUGAGUUGUGGAAUUGGAAUAAUGCACCGGUCAGUCCAGUGCCUUACAAACAAUGACCAAGUGAGCCUCUUGUGCCUUGAUGAUCUGAAACCUGAAGAAAGAAGGGCAUGCCACAAUAUACAUGACUGUGAAUUACCAACAAGCUGCAAAGAAGUAAAAAGGCUCAAAGUUGUCACAGAUGAUGGAGAAUAUUACCUUAAAGUUAAAGGAAAGCCCUUAAAGAUUUAUUGUGCUGGCAUGGAAUCUGUCAGGCCGAAGGAGUAUGUGACUCUGGCAAAUGGUGAUGCAGAGAAUUUCUCAGAAGUAUACAGCUAUAGAUUACAUAACCCGACUGAAUGUCCAUAUAAUGGAAGCAGAAGAGAAGAUUGCCAAUGUAGGAAAGAUUACACAGCAGCUGGGUUUUCCACCUUCAGCAAAGUAAGGCUGGACCUGAACACUAUGCAGAUAAUAACAACCGAUUUACAGUUUGCACAAACACUUGAUGGACGACCUGUACCUUUUGCCACUGCUGGGGAUUGCUAUAGUGCAGCCAAGUGUCCACAGGGUCACUUUAGCAUCAACCUCUCUGGAACUGGCCUGUCGGUAACACAAACAUCAAAAUGGCUUUCUCAAGGGAAUUAUGCAGUUUCCGAAAUUAUAAAAUCGCCAGAUGGUACCAAAGUAAUAGGGAAAUGUGGUGGUUACUGUGGAAAAUGUACUCCAUCAUCUGGAACUGGCCUCGAUGUACAAGUGUUGUAGCAAUGGGCUUCUGAAUGCCGGGAACUGAAGCGAGUCAGAUGAAGGAUAAUGAAGCAAUACCUCUGCCUUCCAUUUUUGUACUUCUUCCUCUCUGUGUGCAUCUGAAUGUGUGUGUGUGUGUACCCAUGUGUGUGUGUGUGUGUGAAUAUAUAUAUAUAUAUUCUUAAUGUUGUAAAGUAUAAUAUUUAUGUCUGGAAUUAUUUAUUUUUGAUUUAAUAUUUUUGUACGUAAAAUGUUUAUGUUAAGGCUACUUACCCUAUUUGUUUGUUUUAAAUUUAAAAACCUUGCAGUCGCACCACUGCAUUUUACGUACUCUACAUUAUAUGUAGCAUUAUGACAAAAGUGAUACUUUUAUUGUCACUGUACUCAAUUGUUUACUUUCAGUCAGUAAUUUCUCUUCUUGUUACAGGCUGCACUGAACUUUGUAAGGUGCUAAAUGGUUUGCAUUGGGGUAUUUUUGGCAUUUUAGAAUCGUAUUUUUUUCUCAUGAGGAAGUUUUUUCUCAUGAGAUAAGUAGUAUGAGUAUUUAUUAGUAUUAGUAAACUCACAAGGCAACCAGUGCUGUGCGGGGACUCCAUGAAUACUCAUUAUGAUAUAGUAGCUUUACCAAUAUGACCUCUUUUGGCCAGUGCUACCAGCCACUGGUCUGGUGCUAACAUUAUAAUUAUUAACAUCUGCUCGGCUUUAAAAGCGGAAUCCUGUGGCACACUACAUAGCAGUGGAGGAUGUGUAAGUGACUUAUGGUAAACUGACAAUGGGUUCAAAUGUUUAGUGUGAGGCAGUGAUUUUUUUAAAAGUGAAUUUUCUUAUUUUCAGAAGUUCAUAAAGGGUUCCUUCUUCAAGAUCUGUAAGUAGAAGACUUGCCUGCCACUAUUAAGCUUACAGUGUGCAGCUACAGGUGUGUUCUAGGGCAGUGAUGCCCAAACAUUUUUCCCCACAGACGACUUGAAAAUUGCUGAGCGUCUUGGUGGAUCACUUAACCGUUUUUCUGCCUAUUGUAGCAAUUAUAAUGCACUGUGCUAGGUGCUGUGUGAUUUUUAAUUGUAUUUUUUAUUUCUUUUAUUUCUUACAUUGUAUUUUAUGGUAUUACACUUUGAAUUCCAUAGAAUUCAAACUGAAUAUAAGAAAUAAAAGAAGCAAUAAAAAUACAAUUAAAAAAUCAAUAUGAAUAUUUAAUGCCAACACAUUGCAGGCCACCUGAAUAUAGCCUGCGGACCACAGAUGGUCCACAUACCAUAGUUUGGGAACCCCUAUUCUGGGAUGUACUCUCAGGCUGCAAGGGGCAACACUGAGAGCUCCUGUAUGACCAAGAACGUGCACAAAAAUCUUUUGUCCUGGGGUCCUGUGGCAGACAUGAUGAUAGAGAAACAGUUCUCUCCUCAAGUGGAGGUGGUCAUCAAGACUGGGAAUGGCCCUACCUUCCAAGGCCAGGAGAUGAUCUCCUUGCUUCUCCUGGAGGAGGCAGAGCCUCUUCUUUUCAAUCCCCAGCCAACGUCCUGACUCAUGGCUGGGAAGCAGACUCCAUUGGGGCUCCAGCAGUUAGAAAGAGGGCCAAGAAGAAGGAAGUUAAAGAAAAGAAAAAGAAGCACCAAAGACGAAUACAAACAAAUAGCCAAAGCUUGUAGGGAAAACGCCAGGAAAGCUAAACUUCAGAAUCCGCUUAAGCUGGUGAGAGAUGUUAAAAAUAACAAAAAUUGGGGGUGGGGCGGUGGGCUAUGUUUGGAACAACAGGAAGAACAAGGAAGUGGUAGGUCUGCUAUGUGGAGAAAUGUUAGCAGGCGACAGAGAAGGCAGAGCCGUUCAUUACUACUUUGCCUCAGUCUUCCCCACAAAGAAAACUGCUCAACCUGGCAAAAAUAGGCCAUUUUUGAGAACAUAAGAAGAGCCCCGUUGGAUCAGACCAGUAGCCCAUCUAGUCCAGCCUCCUGUUCACAUGGUGGCCAACCAGAUGCCCAUGGGAAGUCUGUAAAUUGGACCUGAGUACAAGAGCACUCUCCCCUCCCGUGUUUUCCAGCAACUGAUAUUCAGAAGCAUACUGCCUCCGACCAUGGAUGACAACAAGGCAGGCACCAGCUGAGCCUUUCAGGGGUGGGGGGAGGCAUUUCAAAGUUAGGGCGCUGCUACUUCAAAUAUUUGAAAGGCCAUGACAUAAAUGAUGGAGCAGAUUGGUUUUCCGUUGCUCCAAAGGGUAAGGCUUGAGCCAAUUGAUUCAAAUUCCAACAAAAAGUGUAGGCAUUCAGAAGAAUUUCCUGAUGGAAUGACUCUUUUGAGAGUGGAAUAGACUGCCUCGGAAAGUGGUGAACUUUCCUUUAUUAGAGGUUUUUAAGCAGAGGUGAUGUAGUACAGGAUUUCCUGCACCAGCAUAGGUUGAAUAAGUGGACCUUUGAGGUCCCUUCCAACUCUAAGGUUCUAUGAUGCUAUAAAAGAAGCUUAGUGUUGCAAGGCUUCCUGUGGGGAAAUCAGUCACUGUUUCAUCCUGGCCUGGCACAGGGACACUUGGGGAAGACAACUGCUUCAACACAAUUGCAGUUGGAUCAAGGCCAAUGUGUAGAGAAGUCACCUAUGGAUAAAGUUGUGAUUCCCCUUCCACCACACACAUGCUUCAGAAACCAGUAAAUGUAAAGGAUAAACUUAACUACAUAGAUUUCAAUUUGCUAACUGCUUUAAAAGCAAAACUGUGCCACCACAUUCCUUGUGUAAUUGCAUGCCAGUAUCUUGUGUGUAAAAAGCAGCUGAGCGGCAGAGCACAUGCUUUGCAUUAAUAAGGUCAGUCUGGAGAACUACUGCUAGUCAGAGUAUACAGUAUUGAGCCAGAUACAUGAAUGGUUUUAAUGUAAGGCAGCUUCAUAAUGGUUCAUAUGUCUCCAGGCAGAAAUCUUAGGGGAGAUAUUAUAGCUCAGUAGUAAAGCAUAUGCUUUGCAUACGGAAGAUUUUGGGUACAGUCUCUCAUAUCUCCACUCAAAUGAAUCUCAGGUAGUAACAGCUGAAAAAGACUGCUUCCUUAAAGAAUUGCUGCCAGUCUAAGUAAACAAUAUUAAACAAUAUUGGGCUAAAUAAAUCCGUACAUUGCAAGGAAGCUUCAUAUGUUCACACCCAUUAUCUGAACUUCUUUCUAAAAGUUUUCGUUUUUAGUUGUUCAGAUUAAUGAAGUUGCACGUCAUUGGCUCCACAGGUAGCAAUACAUACAUCAUUUUAGUAUAGAUAUCACAAGAACUGAAUGAAUUCAUAGGCAGGCUAAUACAGGCUAGAUACAUUUUUUUGCUUUAAGAAUGCAUUUUACAAAGUUUGUGUAAUUUUUAAAGGAAAUGCCAAAAAUACCAUUUCAAAGUACAUUCUGUGAAAACCCAUGAGUAGUUUAAAGGAGUAGUGAUUUUAAAAAAAACCACCACUCAUCCUUAAAAAAUCUUCUGUAGGGAAAAGGUAAAAUUGCACUAUAAGCAUUAGGACAAAGACAAUGGUGCUUAAUUGAUACUUAGAAAAUUUCAAUCUGCUUGCUUUUUUCAGUAAUGAAGUGACUGAAUAUUUAUACAAAGAAAUAUUAUUUUUUAACAGUGUAUACAUUCCUUUAUAUCAUGAAGUAGCAUAAUGGCUAUCAACAGUGCAAAGAAAAAGCCUUAAAAUUAUGAAAUGAAAUAUAGGGAAAUUGUUGCUAAGAUACUACUUUUUAGUGUGACUGAUGGGGUUUUUUUACAAAAGGAGGACCAUUGAAUGAUUCGACAGUUCUUGUAAAGUAAAUACAUAAUUAUUGAUCUUUUGUACCAAUGCCGUUAUUUUUUAUGAAAAUAACUCUUGCAAGCACUUUUGUUAUUUUGCUUCAUUCUUUCUUUUUUAUUAUUAUUAUUUCUUUCAUUUGGACCAUCAAAAAGAAUACAAAAAGGUGUUUUACAUUUGUGUGAUCUUCCUUUGUUUACCAGCAUCACCCUUAAUUGCCUGUGUGCUAUCCUAGAGACAAAAUACAAUGUAC
Molecule: messenger RNA, 10214 nt
Organism: Rhineura floridana
Lineage: Eukaryota; Metazoa; Chordata; Lepidosauria; Squamata; Rhineuridae
Gene: ADAMTS9
Product: ADAM metallopeptidase with thrombospondin type 1 motif 9
Exons: 40
Coding region: 440-6250 (1936 amino acids)
Biological process (GO): extracellular matrix organization; proteolysis
Cellular component (GO): extracellular matrix
Molecular function (GO): zinc ion binding; metalloendopeptidase activity
Source: RefSeq, a predicted model, not a curated record